UUUAUCAUGGACGGUCUUGAUUAGUCUUACUUCGUUCGUGGUGUACUUACUACCACGGAAAUCUUUCUACUCGAGAUACGGCGGCGAAAGUGUUGAAAGCCACUCCUGGGUUAGAGAAUCCUACAUCGUACCAUAACCUGCCGGUAUUUCGAAAACGCAACAGGUUGCUACCGAGUCAGCGGAGUAAAAGCAAAGAUGCCUGCGAUUGUGAGGAUGGUAGUCGAGCAUACGCAGCGGUGGGACAAAAGAAACGUCCCCAACAACCAGAGGGACCGAUCGGGCAUGUCGCCAACAGCGUUCAGCCUGCUAAUCCCCGUACUUUUCUUGUUUUUCCUCGGGCCACCUAUUUGCGUAUACUUUCUUCGCAGGCGACGACAACGCCUUUCGAGAGUUGGAAUCCCACCAAGACGUGCUGCUGUGCAGCGAUCAGAUGCAAGAGCGAUGCUGGGGUCCGUGACUGAGGUUGUAGGUGCUGCACGCGUCGGUACGUUGGAAGAGAAAAGCUCUGUGGAAUGUAUCUCGGUGCUUGAGAGAGAGUGUGCUAUCUGUCUAUCGACCUUACACGGCCCCUCACCCCCUGAGCCUGCACAGUUGAGGCUGAGCAACGAGGUGGUAACUGCAAACACCGCCAUGGAAGUGCCACCAGCCAAAGCCGUAUCCAUCGAGGAGGAAGAGAUUCUGAAACUAAAGGUCUGUGGCCAUGAAUUUCACACCGAAUGUCUAGUCUCGUGGUGUGCUCUGCGGAAAACGAGUUGCCCUAUCUGUCGCGCAACAUACUACACUGGAGAAGCAGAGAAGACUUCCAACGACGAGGCUUAGAGUUCGGUAAUAUCCUGAAGCGGCUGAGAUCCUGGAGAAGAAAACUUUCCCUGCCAACCAUAAGCAAUGAUUUCCGGACUGGUCAGACCGCAAAAGGGCUUUG
Molecule: messenger RNA, 922 nt
Organism: Dothidotthia symphoricarpi CBS 119687
Lineage: Eukaryota; Fungi; Ascomycota; Dothideomycetes; Pleosporales; Dothidotthiaceae
Exons: 3
Coding region: 196-819 (207 amino acids)
Biological process (GO): protein ubiquitination
Source: RefSeq, a predicted model, not a curated record